GCCCUUCUUAGCACCAGCCAUUGUGGGCUACAAGGUAACCUGUUCUGCCCUGGCUGCGCCGUGCUCACGGCUUCCUCCGUGCCACCGUCAUGGCGGGCAGAGUCAAAAGCUACAUCGGAGCGGCUGCUCCUCUCUACCUGGCACCAUUGCUAUUCUUAAACAAUAUGGUGUUGCUACACGGCGUGCUCCUGGUGACGGUGUUCACGGUUCUCGAAACUCUCCCGCUGGCCGUGGUGUCACUGUGCCCUUGGGUGUAUGCCGCUCUCAGUACUGUUCCCGGGUCAGACUACGAAAGUCUCGUACUCGACUGUUCUAGAGAGCUGGCGUCGCUGGCAAGCUUCCUCGCCGCGUACGUGGCGGUUGAUUUGACCGGGCUGUGGAGACGAGUGUCCCUGUUCCUGCUGCAAUGGCAGGGCGCGCGCGUUAGGCAGCUUUUCGCGUCGAUGAUGUUGUUCGCCUUCCUGGCUUCGCUAGUGCUACCGGCAGCCUUCGUCACCUGGCUGCUGUUGGCCUGCAUCUGCCCACUCGUCGAUCAUCUGGAGGACGACAUCAUAGCGCUGGCCCAGCAACGAAUGAAACUACGAGCAGCGCAUAGGACCCAAAGGCCGAUCAAGACGUCGGAGUUGCGUACGGCUCGCACGGUGGACAAGCAUUCCCCUCUGCGGUUAUCUCCGUUGUCGCUCACGAUUUCCGAAGAUUCUCAAACUUCCAGUCCGGGAGAUCUUCGAGACGCGGUGAGCUUACCGAGGCCACUGUCCAAAAUGGACGAUCUUACGAGGCAGCUGAUGGCCGCGUACCGUUCAGCGUGCAUGGAGUCUCCCACGCUGCGCCUUCUACAGGCCUCCCAACGCUCGCUGGCAGUGUGCUCCACUGGCACGCGAAUCGCAGACGGCUUUAACCGGUCCCAGAUCACUAAUAGGAUUCCAAGUCGGGAGAAUUCCGAUGUGCAGGAAUCGAGUCUGGCGUGUUCGUCCUUGACCCACCAGAUGUCAAUGUCUCAAACAGCGACCCUCCUGAAAACGCAGCGUUUCUCUCGGCCCCCAUUAUUGGCCUCCUUCGCUGGCACGUCUCUGCAGAACCACACCCUGAGACCUUUCCCAGUUCCUUCUUCUUCUCUGGCGAAGGAAUCGUGGUCCACCCAGAGGCCGCCAGUGGGCGCGUCCACGCCUCAGGGCAGUCAGUGCAGCAUGAGGGAGAGGUACAACAGGUCGACCUCACGCUCGCCCACAUCGCCGCACCUGCUAUCGUCACGCGAAUGCGAGACUGCGCUGUCAUGUUCAGGGAUCCGGCUGCAACAUCCGCAGUCUAAGAGCUACUCCUCCAUGCGUGGCUCUAGCGAAACAGAACGGCCGAGUCAUGGGUCGUUGUCCUCGAAACCAUCACCUGCAAUCACCUCACCGGAACACUCUGACGUCCGCACGAGGACAGUUUUUCCAACCGGCAGCGUGCAAUCCUCGAUGGUGACAAAGCGUGACACUACUGCCAGCGGCAAGUCAAGGAUUGAACCUACUGAAACCUUGUGCAAGUCAAUCAGAAAGGUGUUCAUGGUCGGCGUGGCUUACACCUCCAUUAUAGCCGGCGAGUGUGGCGUGAGGAAUCGAGCCAAAUUCAUCAUCGAUGCCUAUUAUACCACUGAUCUAAGCAGGGAGUUGACCAAGGAAUAUCGCCUGGCCAUUCGAGAGAUCAUCAGAGAAAAAUGGCAGCUGCAAGAACCCAUACAGCCGAGGGAAGUCAUGGGCAUCGUGAUGCUGACCGUAAUCGGCAUCUCACUUGCCAUUGACACGGACCGCUACAUCGGCAUGGACGCAACAGUGGUGUCUUCACUAUGCGUGCUAGCGGUGGUCGGAGUUCCGCUGGAGCUGGGGAACCCCAUGCUGGAGAACCGCGUCGUCACAUGGCAGCAGGUGCUCCGUCGAAUGCCUUGGGAACUCGUCCUGGUGCGGCUUGGUGGAAAUGCCCUGCAGCUAGUCGCUAUGCGUUCCAAAGCGUCAGCGUGGUUCAUGGAAAGCCAGCUGGAGAACGACAUCAACUACUACGAGCACCCCUUCUCGCGCCAGAUGGGCAUGCUAGCGAAAACAGCGCUGGUGUCUGAGCUGGGCAUUGCGGACAUCCGCCCAUUCAUGGUCAAAAACAUGGUGGUCAUGGCUGAGCGGUCCCGCAAGCAUCCGCUGUACUUCGCCCUACCCGUCGCAUUGGAGUCAGGCUGCGUGCUUCUGAUGCCUUACACGCAGCUGCCGCUAAUCUUCCUACACGUGUACGCUGACGUCAGUUGCUCUGAGCUGAUGUGGCUGGGUCUGCUGCUCAAGAUGCUUUCCAGCGUGGGAUUCGUCAUAGCUGCCAAUACUGUUCUGCCUGAACAGUGAUUCUCCAAACGUCGCCGCAGAAAAAAUGGAUCAGUGAAAUUUGGAACGAUUUAUGCUCGUUUGCUUCGACUUUGACAUUUGGCAAGCUUUGUCUCACUUCCAUACGGUGUGACGGAAAGACGAAGGAGCAACAGAUUGCGCAUGUUUGAUGUGUGCUAAGCCAACAUAAUUCGUUUUUGAAACUCUGGACUGCUCAGGGAGUGCACUUCUGCACCCUUCAAAGUUGGAGUAUUCGUAUAAGUGGUGUCGGUGGUGGAAUUCGAGUCAUUACUUUAUCUGUAGUGAUGUUCAUGGGU
Messenger RNA from Dermacentor silvarum, 2659 nucleotides. RefSeq lists its product as uncharacterized. Gene Ontology annotation, molecular function: citrate transmembrane transporter activity; succinate transmembrane transporter activity. The transcript is spliced from 14 exons. The coding region runs from base 90 to 2363 and encodes 757 amino acids. The record is from RefSeq and is a predicted model, not a curated record. NCBI's taxonomy places the organism in Eukaryota, Metazoa, Arthropoda, Arachnida, Ixodida, Ixodidae. Gene Ontology annotation, biological process: citrate transport; monoatomic anion transmembrane transport.